Messenger RNA from Zootermopsis nevadensis, 561 nucleotides. Lineage: Eukaryota; Metazoa; Arthropoda; Insecta; Blattodea; Termopsidae. The record is from RefSeq and is a predicted model, not a curated record.
UUACGCUGUCAUCUCAAUGGAGCUUACUGCCUCCAUCAUCAGGGCGAUGAGUAAGCUGUGGAUGAAAAAUGGGGUUCAGGUGUGGAAACAGGUUGAGCAGGUCACGGCUACCCUCGAGCAGGGAGGGACUUGAUGGUAUGGAGAAUUUCCCAGCUGUCCAGCAAACUGGCUGGAUGCUGCUGAGUGCACUGGAGCCUUCAUCUGUCUGUUUCUUGUCGGACGGCAAAAGGCGCUUCUUCCAGCAGAGCACAAGGCUGGCCGUUUUGUCUCGGAAGAAGUGGCUGGGGAGGUCUGGCAGAGAACUGAUUGUCAUCUUCUCUGCUGGACCUCCCAGCCACUUCUUUUGCUCAUUGGUGUGGAGAAGGCUGUUAGCUCUCUGCCAGAAGCAGCAGCAGCUGAGGAGGUCAAACAGGGGAAAGAUGGAAUUCUGAAGGCCACCAGUAAACCCAAGCUUGACCUGUGCAGUGUCAGCCCUGUUCCCAUAUCUUAACCAUUUAUCACCCUGAUGAUGGAGACAGUAGGCGUCUAUGAACAUCAGUGAACUCAUACCAGACUUCAUGG